Molecule: messenger RNA, 1844 nt
Organism: Pistacia vera
Lineage: Eukaryota; Viridiplantae; Streptophyta; Magnoliopsida; Sapindales; Anacardiaceae
Product: cyclin-L1-1
Exons: 9
Coding region: 126-1466 (446 amino acids)
Biological process (GO): regulation of transcription by RNA polymerase II
Cellular component (GO): nucleus
Molecular function (GO): cyclin-dependent protein serine/threonine kinase regulator activity
Source: RefSeq, a predicted model, not a curated record
UUGAUAAAGAAAGAGAAAUUAAUGUGCCUAUUUUUUCGUUUCUUUCCGUGAUAGUUGAACGAGCUCAACUUAAGUAAACUAGAAUGAUUAUUAAGCUCAGGUCACUUUAAUGUUUUUGAGUGAGGAUGAUUUAUACAGCAAUCGACAAUUUUUACUUAACCGAUGAGCAGCUGCAGAAUUCACCUUCGAGAAAAGAUGGUAUCGAUGAAGCAACAGAAACUACUCUAAGAAUCUAUGGCUGUGAUCUCAUUCAAGAAAGUGGCAUUUUGCUUAAACUACCUCAAGCUGUAAUGGCCACUGCUCAGGUUGUAUUUCAUCGAUUCUAUUGCAAGAAAUCAUUUGCUCGUUUCGAUGUGAAGAUAGUGGCUGCUAGUUCUGUGUGGCUUGCAUCAAAGCUGGAGGAGAGCCCUAGGAAAGCAAGGCAAGUCAUCAUUGUUUUCCACAGAAUGGAAUGUAGAAGGGAGGGCUUACCAAUAGAGCAUUUGGAUAUCUUUUCAAAGAAAUUUUCAGAAUUGAAAGUGGAAUUGAGCAGAACAGAAAGACAUAUAUUGAAAGAGAUGGGUUUUGUUUGUCAUGUUGAACAUCCUCAUAAGUUCAUAUCAAACUACCUUGCCACCCUUGAGACACCUCCAGAUUUGAGGCAAGAUGCUUGGAAUCUAGCAAAUGAUAGUCUGCGUACAACAUUGUGUGUUCGAUUCAAGAGUGAGGUUGUGGCUUGCGGGGUUGUGUAUGCUGCUGCUCGAAGGUUUCAUGUACCCCUUCCAGAGAAUCCACCAUGGUGGAAAGCAUUUGAUGCAGAGAAAUCUGGGAUUGAUGAAGUUUGUAAGGUUCUGGCUCAUUUGUACAGCCUUCCAAAGGCACAAUAUAUACCAGUCUCUAAGGAUGGAACUGUAUUUACGUUUUCUAGCAAGUCUGUGGACUCACAACCUCAUUCAACUCCAAAGGAAGUUCCACAAAGUCCAUCUGCUAAUAAUGACGCCACUGUUAACAAGAUGGCUUCAGCACCUGUUAUUCCCGAAUCUAGUGGAUCCAAGGGUGCAAUGGUAAAAGCAGGCGCUGAUAAGCUGAAGGAGUCUAAGAAGAGUGAUGCUGAAUCGAAGAACAUACCCACUGAGGGAGAGGCAAGAGAAGAGCCUUUACAGAAAUCCAAGUUGGAGCACCGGAUAGAGGUGAGUGGGGAAAGGAGCAAGGACAGAGACAGGGAAAGGGAGAGAGAGAGAGAUAGGGAGAGAGACAGAACAAAGAGCCGAGAUCGUGAUAGGGGCAGAGAUUCUGAUCGUGAACGAGAGAGAGACGAGACUGAAAGGGAUAGAGAUAAAGCUAGGGGUCGAGGUCAUCGUUCUAAGGAUAGAUCAAAGGAUUCAGGAGGACAUUCUGAGAAAUCAAGACACCACUCGUCACGAGACCGUGACUACUACAGCUCUGGUUAUUCAUCAAGGGAAAAGGAUCGUCAUAGACAUUAUUGAUAUGCAUAAAUCACCACAACUAAUAACCUUAAAUGAGUCGCAAAGGUGUGCCGCAGCCUCUCCCUAUAUUUCAGAAUCCAGAAAAACAGUAGCUCUACACUAGUUGGUUUAUGCAAGAUGAUUAAUAUUCAAAAACAGAAAAUAUUACAUGUUGUUGUACUUUAAUUUUGUUUACAAUCAAGAUCAUCUUCUCAUUUCCAGACAUACAAACUUGAUUUGGUGGUUAAUCUAUGUACAAUAUUUCUUGACAACUAAGCUUUUUCUGGACCACUCAAUUGUGAGGGCAAAAUGCACAUUCUCAGUACCAUUAGCAGCUUGUCAUUUUAUGGUACAACCCUCGAAUAUAAUUAUAGAAAUAUGUGAAGUUGCCAUUAAUAU